Lolium perenne is the source of this 1360-nucleotide messenger RNA. Its product is annotated as tetraspanin-7. The record is from RefSeq and is a predicted model, not a curated record. Gene Ontology annotation, cellular component: membrane. Lineage: Eukaryota; Viridiplantae; Streptophyta; Magnoliopsida; Poales; Poaceae. Gene Ontology annotation, biological process: auxin-activated signaling pathway.
CAUCAACCAUAAACCUCCUCAUCCAACACGUGGCACACAGACAGAGGCAACCGCAGCCUUUUGUUAACUAGGACAUACACGGACACACACACGCGCAAGCGCAAGAGAUACCAGAGAACCUCGACCGCGAUGGUGAGCCUCUCGACCGGCGUCCUGGGCGCCCUGAGCAUCGCGUCCCUCGUCCUCUCCGUCCCGCUCAUCGGCGUUGGCUCCUACCUCAACGACCACGCCGCCGGCGCCACCGAGUGCCAGCGCCUGCUUCGCCUCCCGGUCCUCGCGCUGGGCGGCGGGAUCCUGCUCCUCUCCCUCAUGGCGCUCGCCGGCGCGUGCUGCCGCCCGUGCAACCCGCUCCUCUUCCUCUACGUGAUCGCCAUGUUCUUCCUCGUCAUCGGCAUGUUCUUCGUCACCGUCUUCACCUACGCCGUCACCAACAAGGGCGCCGCCACGGCCGCCUCCGGAAGCGGCUACGGAGACUACCGGAUCGGGGACUACUCCGACUGGCUCAAGGACAAGGUCGGGGACUACGACACGUGGCGGCAGAUCCAGAGCUGCAUGGCUGACUCGGGCAUCUGCGGCGAUGGCCACUUCAGUGGACGGUUCGGUGGCGUCGCCGCCGGAAUCGACGCUACCGACUUCUACCGCCUGAAUCUGCCGCUCCUCCAGUCCGGCUGCUGCAAGCCGCCGGCGUACUGCGGGUACCGGCCGGUGAACGCGACGUUCUACGAGGCCCCGGCGAGCGGCCUGGACACGACGGAUGCGGACUGCCAGGCGUGGAGCAACGAGCAGAGCUUGAUGUGCUUCCGCUGCAACGCGUGUAAGAACGCCGCGCUGGCCACCGCCAAGAGCAACUGGCGGGUCGUGGCCGGCGCCAACGUCGCCGCCCUUGUGCUCCUCACCUUCGCCUACUCCCUCGGCUGCUGCGCCCUCCGCAACAACGACCGCCGCCGCCGUCACUACUACUGAUCGCUUAGUUUGGUCUUCUUCCAUGCAUGCAUGAAUUUUCUAAGAGGUUAGAAAUACGGCGCUAGCUUGACCAUCGGAAGGUGACAUGCAUGGGAAUGAAUGAAUGAUGCAGAGGCCUCUGAAGAGUCUGAACACCAGCACUUUUCAGAAGUCUUGAACCUUGGUUUCCACGGCACAUAUCACCUACUCCUGCAUACCCAGACGAGUACCCUUUAGGACGUACAAUGGUUGAUAAGACGGUCUUAUGCCUUUUGGUAUGACAACAAAACAUGGUAUACAAUGGAUUAUUUUUUAGUCUUAUCUUUAGCCUCGUGUAUUCCUAAAAAUAUGGUGAGACAUAUUGUGCUAAGAGAUGAUCUCUUAGCCAAGAGAAGGCAAAGAUCUUUUUUUGUUUCUC